Mercurialis annua (annual mercury) is the source of this 3904-nucleotide messenger RNA. RefSeq names its product putative disease resistance protein RGA4. Gene Ontology annotation, molecular function: ADP binding. The coding region runs from base 151 to 3438 and encodes 1095 amino acids. The transcript has 2 exons. NCBI's taxonomy places the organism in Eukaryota, Viridiplantae, Streptophyta, Magnoliopsida, Malpighiales, Euphorbiaceae. Gene Ontology annotation, biological process: defense response to other organism. The record is from RefSeq and is a predicted model, not a curated record.
CAGUUGACAUCUCCAAAGAAAAUGACAAAUUACAAUGUUUUUGAUGAACUUCAAACAACUUCUAUGUAACAACUAAUCAAAUUACUUAGGCAUAGCUGCACUCUCAAACUCUACUUUGAGCAACAACAAAAAAAAAAACUUAAACAAGCCAUGGCUGAAUCGAUUUUAUUUACUGUGGUUGCUGAGAUCAUUACAAAGUUGGGUUCUCUACCGUUUCAAGAAAUCACCCUGUGGGGCGGUCUCAAAGACGAGCUUGAAAAAUUCAGUGCAACAGUUUCAACAAUCCAAGCUGUGCUUCUUGAUGCUGAAGAGCAAUACUCAAAGAGUAAUCAGGUCAGGGUUUGGGUUGAUUCAUUGAAGGAAGUUUUUUAUGAUGCUGAGGAUUUGUUGGAUGAAUUCUCUACAGAAAUCUUACAGAUUCAGACCAUGUCUGGUAAUAAAAUGGCCAAGGAGGUACGACGUUUCUUUUCUAGUUCUAAUCAGUUUGCUUUUGGUCUUAAAAUGAGUCAUAAAAUUAAGGCUGUUAGGGAUAAGCUUGAUGGGAUUGUAGCUAAUAGGAGAUUUCAUUUAGAGGAACGUAGAGUUGAGAUUAUUCCUGUGAUGAUGUCUAGGGAGAGAGAGCAGACUCACUCUUCUCCACCUGAGAUAAUUGUAGGGAGAGAGGACGAUAAAAAGGCGAUAAUCGAGUUGUUGAUGGAGUGUAAUGAUGAGGAGAAUGUUGUAGUUGUUCCGAUUGUUGGUAUCGGUGGACUAGGAAAGACGACGUUGGCUCAGCUUGUGUAUAAUGAUGAGAGAGUUAAGUCCCAUUUCGAGUUUAGAAGUUGGGUUUGUGUUUCGGAUGAGUUUGAUGUGAAACUAAUCGUUCAAAAGCUUUUAGAGUCGAUUACCGGGGAGAGAUGUUUUAGUUUUGAGAUGGAUACUUUGAAGAAUCGACUUCAUGAAAUUAUUAAUGGGAAAAGAUAUUUGCUUGUGUUGGAUGAUAUAUGGUGUGAUAAUUUUGAGAGAUGGUCUCGUUUGAGGGAUUUGCUGGUUGGUGGUGCGAGGGGGAGCAGAGUGAUCGUAACUAGUCGGAUUAAGAAGGUGGCUGAGAUAGUUAGCACGAAUCAGCCGUAUGAAUUAGGAGGCCUUUCAGAAAUGGAGUCAUGGUCUUUGUUUAAAUUGAUGGCAUUUAAACAAGGUAAAGUGCCAAAUCCGAGUUAUGAGGCCAUUGGAAAGGAGAUUGUAGGUAAAUAUGUUGGUGUUCCCCUGGCGAUUAGAACGAUAGGACGCUUAUUGUACUUUAAGAAUGUUUCAGAGUGGUUGUCCUUCAAAAAUAAAGAGCUUAUGAGUGUAGAUCAAAAUGAUAAUGACAUUUUAUCCACUUUGAAGUUGAGCUAUGAUCAUCUCCCCCCACGAUUAAAAAGUUGUUUUGCCUAUUGUAGAAUAUUUCCGAAAGGUUCUAGGAUUAAUGUCAAGAAAUUGAUUCAUCUCUGGAUGGCGCAAGGAUAUAUCAAGUCGUCAGAUCCAAGCCAAUGUCUUGAAGAUGUGGGAUUUGAGUAUUUCAAUGAUCUUCUUUGGAGGUCAUUUUUUCAAGAAGUAGAAAAAGAUCAUUUUGGAAAUAUUACCAUUUGUAGAAUACAUGAUCUUUUGCAUGAUCUCUGUGUUUCGGUGGUUGGGUCAAUAAAUGAUUAUUCAUCUUCAAAUGUCAAACACGUCAGCAAUAGAACACGACAUGCAUCGGUUGAUUAUCAUCGGGAAAUUAUGGUUUCUUCUUUGCUAGAUAUGAGGAAGAUGCGGACAUUUUUCUUGUCAAAUGAGUCGAGGCAUAAUAGAGAUGCAAACCGUUACCGUGAAAUUUUCUCCAAUUUAAGUAGUGUAAGGGCAUUGGAUGCACAUAAUUCAGGAAUUUUAACAGUUCCUCGUUCCAUUGAGAAGUUGAAGCAUAUAAGAUUUCUUGAUCUUUCUUAUAAUACAAAAAUUGAGACGCUUCCUGAUUCCAUAACUAAACUUCAAAAUCUGCAAGUGCUCAAGUUAGCAGGGUUGAAAAGACUGAAGCAGCUUCCCAAGGACAUUAAAAAGCUGGUGGAUCUGAUGCAUCUCGACCUUUGGAAAUGUGACGGUUUGACUCAUAUGCCACCUGGUCUGGGUCAAUUGACUUCCCUUCGCAACUUGUCUCGAUUCUUAGUGGCUAAAGAUGACGGUGUUUCCAAGCAUGCCAGUGGACUUGGCGAGUUACGUGACUUGAACAAUUUGAGAGGACUUCUAGAAAUCAUGAACUUGAAGAAUGUGAAAAAUCCAGCAUCUGAAUUCAGGGCAGCAAAUCUGAAAGAGAAGCAGCAUCUUCAAACCUUGAGAUUAGCAUGGAAAGCAGCUGGUGAUGAUGACAAUGCUGAAAGUAAUUCGACUGACGACACAUCAUUGGAAGAGCUAGAGCCACAUCAAAAUCUACAAUGGUUAGAUGUUCGUGGGUGGGGAAAAUUGAAGUUCCCAAGCUGGGUUGCAUCACUCACCAGCUUAGUGGUACUUCGAAUCGAUAAUUGCAUAAAAUGUCAACAUCUCCCGCCAUUCGAUCAGUUCCCUUCUCUAACACAUUUGACACUUGAUGAAAUGACCGAUUUGAAGUACAUCGAAAGUGGUAUGACAUCUUAUCCUCCAGAGUCAGGGUUGGCACGAUUCUUCCCUUCCCUGGAGAAAUUAUGGCUCAGGAAUUGUCCGAAUCUAAAGGGAUGGUGUAGGAUGAACGCAUCAACGCCCGAGUUAUUCCAGUUUCAUUGUCUUGCUUAUUUGGAGAUCAAGUCUUGUCCCAAUCUGACAUCAAUGCCGCUGAUUCCAACUGUGGAGAAGUUGGUGCUGAAAAAUAUGAGCAUCAAGUCAGUGGAAGACAUACUGAAGCUGAAAACUUUGCUGCCACAAUCUUCUUCUUCGGAGUCUCCAUCUCUAUUACAACUGAAAGAAUUAAGUAUUCAAAAAAUUAAGGAUUUAGACUUGAUGCCGGAGGAGUUACUGAGAAAGCUCACUUCCUUACAACAACUAGAUAUCAUAGAUUGCCCACGAAUCACAACUUUAUCUCAUGGUAUGCAACACUUGACCUCACUCGAGGUUCUUAUCGUCCGAGAUUGUGAGAAGCUAGAUUUAUCAUCAGCUGACCAACUGCAGCCUCUCAAAAACCUCAGAAAACUUCGCAUCGUGAAUCUGGCGAAAUUGGUAUCUCUUCCAGAGGCACUUCAACAUGUUACCGCUUUGCAACAACUCGAAAUCAGAAGCUGUCCGGUAUUGAAGACGUUACCAGAGUGGAUGGUUGAGUUAACUAGAUUGCAACAGUUGGAGAUUAAUGAAUGUGCUAUGCUUUCAAAAAGAUGCAGCAACAACAAGGGAGAGGAUUGGAAUAACAUUGCUCAUAUCCCUAAUAUCAACGUUGACGGACGGCAUAUUAAAUUGAAGGGCUACUAUGAACUGUAACUAUUUCUCUAUAUCAGGCAUUCCAAGUAUUGCUACCAUGGGGGAUCUCAUUCAAGUGUUGGACGAUUCUAUUUGCUCGAUGAACUCCGGUCUCAUCUCCAUUUCCGUUCUGCCUUGGUUUAAGUUCAUUCGCCUUUGAAGCGACAACUUUCAGGCUUUCUUGCUGGACAAGAUAGCCAUUUGUUGGAUUUUCAUUGUCAUCCAUGAUUUCUUUAUCGUCAUUCUGAUAAAUUGUCCGAAAAAAUUGAAGAAUUGCUGUGUCAUCAGUAAAACGUCGUAGUUAAUUAAUAACCUCAAUAAUGUUCUUCCUCGGGGACUUUUUUGUUACAUGUAUGCUCCGCGGAAAAGGAACGAAAUUCAAUGGUCUAAAUCUGCGACUUCUGUGUCUGGAACUGUGGGAAAUUUCUAGCAUUGACUUAAAUCAGUGUAUGUUUCUUUAAAUAAUGCUCAAAUUUCAUUUUCUAUA